AGGACUCAGGAGCGGGUGGUCAUUAUUUAAUGGGAUCUAUGAUUAGAUGAAGUUGAUGUUGAAGAUGUAAAUAAGCUUGAGGGGAGGACGGAGAAGAACGAAUAGCACGAAAAACUUGGAAAAAAAAUGUCGUCCUUCUUCAUCACCGAGCAAGAGCCUAAUUCCGCCGACGAGGCGCACACCGCCGGCGGACACGAAGGCGGCAAUUCUACUCCAGAAGACUACGAAGACCAUGCACGGCAAGACCUCUCCACGCCAGAAGAAAUAAAUCCGAGAAAUAACCAGAACAACAAGCAGCUCGCGACCAUAAAUCAACCGACCAAACCGAAGACCAACAAGAACAAGCUCCCCGCCGAGCACGCCAAUGUGAAACAGGGCACUUCGUUCUGGGUCGCCGAGCCGUCGCUGAUUUGCCGCGCCGGGCCGGAGUUGGAAACCCCCGAAACCUCGGAUCCAUGUGGGCGAAACCGGAUCGUGUACUGCGCGGGGAAGUUGGUGCAACUCCCGAACGGCAUCGUCCGAAUGCCGAUCACGAAAACGGACGACAGGCUCCACGAGAAGUUGUCGAAUUUGCAGCGGCAGAAGUUGGUCCACUGGGUGACGUUGGACGCUUCGUCUGUCGACUAUGAACAGGAAGAACCCAUUCCCAUCCAUUUUUUGCAUGACAAACAAAGGAUUUUGAUACGUGUUUUGCAUGACAAAUUGGAUGGGGACGGGUUUUUUUCUGUGGAUAUCGAUUGGCGGAAAAAGCACAUGCUGGUUAUCAAAGUGAAAAAAGCCCCCACCCCAUAUCGGAAACGGAAGAUGCGCGAAUUUGUGAUGCUGUAUUUGAGUACUUACACAAAUCGACUUGUAUUGCUAGAAGGCCAAGAGCCAAAGCUGUAGCCUAAAUUGCAGGUAAUCUUCUGUCAUGCUGUUUCCCACUUCCAGUUGCCUCCUGUCAUCCUGGAGCUGCAAGGCUUUCCCACGCUAGACAGCGCUACAGUCUGCAUCUUUUGCCUUCUAGCAUUACAGAGCUGAUUUGUGACCACAAAUCUGCAUCACAGAUUUCCGUUUUGAUAUGGGGAGGGGGCAUUUUUAAUUGUAAUACUGGUCGAAGUGGGAGACGAGUUGCUGUUCUUCAAGGUCUUUCUCAUGCAGAAGUACGCAGCAAAAGAUACAGCAGCUUCCAACGCGGGCACACCUUAUCCAAGGAAAAAAGUGUGUAAGUGUAACUUUUUUGCAGGAACAGCAUCACAGAUUUGUUUUGCAUGACAGAGAAAACCUGCCAUGCGUAGCUAGUACGCGAAAACACGUAUGAAAAUAGCCUGUGAUGCACAUCCAGCAUGACAAGUGUAGCUGUAUUGCAACAUCUGCAACACAAAGUUACACUUACACAGUUUUUUUCUUGCAUACACCUGCGGGCGGGUUCAGUGCGGACGGGGGAGCUGAGCAGGAUCUAGAUCUGUUGAAGCAGUCCUCUUUGUCCACCUCUGCAUGGUACGCGUUUUAUCGGGAUAUGGACCGGAAUAACAACAACCUCGUCUCCAUGAUCGAAUUCGAAGCGGUAUUGUGAGGAAAAAUCUUUCCUCCCCAUAUUGAAAGCGCAUCCAUCUUCUGGAAACUUGUGAUGCAGAUUUGUGAACACAAGUCGCGUCUGUCUUGCAAGAGGGCAAGUGCAGGCUGUCCGGCACGUUAUGCAGGCGAUUUGUAAUGCUGCAAGCCCUACAGGGCAGCCGUCUGCCAUGCUAGGCGCCUACACCAAAAGGCCCCGCCCUAGGGUUGCGAUCUGACUGCGUGCAGUGCUCUACUGCAACACGGAUUUGAUUUGUGUACUCAAAUACAGCAUCACAAAUUUCUUUGUCGAUAUGGGGAGGGGGGAUCUUUCCUUCUGAUAAGCGGGGUUGCUUUCUUUAAAAUACCCCGACGAAUCCACGGACGCGUCGAGUCGGAAGAAUAUCCUGUGCAAAAGUACCGUACGCGUAGUAAUUGCAAGCAUGGAUGACAGGGUAAAUCCGCGCUACAAAUUGUUCCAUGUGUCAUGCUGAGCCAAGUUGUAUAUGCAAUUUCUAGUAUUAUUACCUAGGUAGUGCGAUGCUUUUGCAAUGCAUAAAGAGAAGGAAGAAGCUACUCCAGUUGUUAGAUAAGGACGGCUCCGGCGAGCUGACAUUUGAGGAAUUCGGGCAGGUCCUCGGGUUCAGCGAAAAGGAAAUCUACAAGGCAAAGGAUGACUACCAGAAGAAAAACCUCGGGAAAGACGUAUGCAAUGUAAAAGCAUCGUACUAGUAUGAAUUGCAUUACAAAUUAGCCCAGCAUUACAAAUUGAAUUUGUAAUGCUGAUUCACCUUGAGAAAGAAAUUUGUAAUGCAUGCAUGCAAUUACUACGAAUACGAUGUUGCUUUUGCUCAGGAUAAGACGGGGUGAAUCGCAAUAUCCGGUGGAGCGCGACGGAAGAAUUUGAUUUCCACGCGAGAAUCAAAGAGUACGGCAGGAGGUCCCGGAGCACCACGCCGUCGCAGCGGCACUUAUCCUGAGUAAAAGCCCCACACCCCAUAGUCAAGUUGGGAAACCUGCAAUACAAAUCAACAAGCUUUGGCUGUUGCCCAUCACAGGUUUUGGCUUGCAAUGUGAUCGCGUUUAGCUAGCGCAGCUGCGUCACAAAUCUAGCAUCUUAUGCUGAUACGAGCAUCACAAAUUUCAAAACAGCACUAGAGAUGAAUGCGUCCUCUCAUGGGGCUCCUCCGCAUGAGAAACAUUUUAAGCAUGCAGAUUUGCAUGACAAGAACUAAGUAAGUAUGGGGUGUGACGUUUUUCCUCAGGAUAGCACUCGAAGAAGAUCUACACGGACGAAUCCGUGCGGAAAAAUAUUACAGUGAAAAAUGCCCCCACACGUCCGAAAGUUGCAAUAAUUUGUGAUGCGAAGUUUCCAAAUGAAAACUUUUUGUCAUGCGUGAAAGAACUAUGAGUCUUACCUUUCUGAUGCAGAGUCUAGUCGUAUACAGCAUCGCUUGCACCAUCACAAGAGCUGCUCUUGCUGGGAUCUUUUGCAAUGCAAAUCUUUGCUAUUCACGAUUGAAGAUCUGUGAUGCUGAUACAUGCAAGAGAGCGAGUGUUUCCUUUGGAAAGGUUUGCAAUACAAAUGCUUGAAGUUCAUCUGGGGUGGGGGCAUCUUUCAUUGUCAUAAAAAAGCACAUGCGCAUGAUCUCUGCCAGCGACAUGUCGCCGGUGCCGCUGUAUUGUGAGGAAAAAUCCCCCCUCCCCACAGUGCUCAAAACGGAAAUCUGUAUUGCUGAUUUGUGACCACAGAUCGUCUCUCUCUUGCAAGAAGGCAACUACGUCAGAGGUGUCCGUCGCACUGCGCGGCGGAUUUCUGAUGCUGUUGGACCUUCAUGGCAGCCGUCUAGCAUGCGAAACAGAGACUAUACGCAAACAGCCCCAGCACAACUCAGGCUUGCAACCUGCCUGCGAUUCCAUCCUGCAAGACAAAGCGAAUUCGUGGACACCAAUCCAGCAACAGAAAUUUCCGUUUCAAGAUGGGGACGAGGGAUUUUUCAUUUUCAUAGGCUCCUGCCGGGUGGUCGGGUGUCGAAAUCAGCUUCUUCAAGUAGGUCGAGAACGAAUUUGAGCUCCGCGGGAACGGGAACAAACAAGUCCAUGACGAACCAGUCCUUGACAGACGAAUCAACGCAGCAGGGCGGUGGAACGACGUUGCAAGACCACGCUUUUCCCGAAAUGGAGCAGCAAGACGGGCGGGGAACGAACUAUAUAUGCAAUGCAAAAGCAUCGUGCUCGUAUAAAUGCAUUACAAAUUUCCUCUGCGUGGUGAGAAAUAAAAUCUGUAAUGCGGAUUUACCUUGCCAAAGAAAUUUGUAACGCAUGAUUGCAAUUACUACGACUACGAGUACGAGUACGAUAGUUUUGCACAGCAUACUACAAUCGGUUUAGCAACGACAACAUGCAACAGGGGCAGCAAAGUGCUGGACAGCAUAGUCUAUCAAAUGUAAAAAUGUCUGGGUCUGGAAGAAUGCAUGUUUGUCAUGCUUGUCUGGCAUGACUCUUGAAUCUGUCAUGCAAGUUACCCAAGAGCCCCAUUUUUCUGUGAUGCAGAAGCGCACUUUGUCAUGCAGAAUAGGCAACACCUGGAAGCUCAGAAACUUGUGAUGCUGAGCCAGCAUUUCUGGCCUCAUCAUGAGACGCCACCCAGCAUCACAAGUUUCCAGACCCAGACAUUUUUACAUUUGAUAUAGUCAACAUAUGAAGAAAUCCAGCUCUGCAGGGACCACAAAUUCAGCUCCUAUCAAACGCAAAAAUGUCUGGGUCUGGAAGGAUGCGAACUUGUGAUGCAUACUUGGAUCACACAAAAAUCUGUCAUGCUUAGACAGCAAAGGGAGCUUGCUCCUUUUCCUGUCGCCGAAAGAAGAUGCUUGUCAUGCGGAUUAAGCAUUGCGAAACUGUCUCAAAACCUGCGAUGCUAGGCCUUGCAUGGCACACCUUCUGUGUCAAGCAGACACAGCAUCACAAACCUCAGCAACCUUCCAGACCCGGAUAUUUUUGCAAUGUAUAGCUCCUUCGACGAGACAACAACAGCUGAGUUCCGCUGGCGGCGGAGCGAACAGUGCAACUACCGGGAAUAAUGCGAUGGAGCUCAUUCCCUUGCAGGAAGACCAGCAGAUGACAAUGAUCUCCGAGACAACGACAAUUAUCAACCGGUCCGCAACUAUGGAACUGUCAGGAUCGAAAUCAACAAAAUCGAAAUAAUUUGUGAUGCAUAAAAUAGAUACCAGUUGGAGCCUCAGUUUCCAAGUGGCGCAUGACAAAUUUCAGGAGCUGCACCAAAAUCCAGUCUGUCAUGCUGUUUGGGCAAAGAAGGCUGCUCCUGUCGUGCUACUCUGGCAGCACAUCGCCUUCCCCUAAACAGGCUUGCAUCGGUCUCAUUUGCCUGCUCCCCAACACAGGCCUUACUUGCCCAACAUUUUAUGCAUUACAAAACUUUUCGAAUUUAUCGCUUUCGAUCCUGACACAUCCAUAGCAACCGCACCGACCAAAACUACUGCCGAAGAGCCGCCAAAGGAAUUCGACUACGCCGCUUUUGUAUCGCAAGAAAAAACUGUUCCACUGUGAACUUGUGAUGCAUAAAAUGGAAGAUUGAACUAUUUGUCUUGCUACUUCUGCAAGGCAUCGGAUUUUUAAGCGUGUUUUCCCUAUGGGAAAUGCGCGCACGGCAUGUGUAACAAACUUGUGAUGCAGAUCUUGCAAAAUGAAAAUUAUCACAGUGAAGCAGUUUUUUCGUGGGAUAGUUUAAGAAGAAGCAGCAAGCACCAAGCACUGCGCCAACAACGCUAACCGACACGAAAAACCAGAACAAUCCAGGGUUCAGUCGGAAGUCCCACAUUGUUGACCACCCAUAUCGUACGAAAAAAGUGUUUCACUGAAAGGAUUUUGCAAGUUUUGCAUCACAAGUUUGUUCUGCAUGACAGAGAAAAUUUGCCCUGCGAGAUUUCCAAGGGAAAGCACCGCUAAAGAUCCAUUGUCUUGCAUGUGUGGCAAGACAAACACUUCUGAGAUACAUUUUCUGCAUUACAAGUUCACAGUGAAACAGUUUUUUCUUGCGAUAACCCGAAACGGUGGACCAAUCGGUACGGGCACGUGGAUCCGAAAACGCCGAAGCAGUUUCGCGACUCGUUUGACGGAUUCGGGUUGUUUUCUACGGAGCAUUUGAUCAUGCAACAGGAGUGGAAGAUCCCGCCCGGUACGGGGGAGGACGACUUUUCCCAAUCGAAAUGGCGAUCGUCCGGUGCACCGCCCAAUUGGGUCGACCCGAAGAAGGCGCUGCAGAAGAAGAAGGACAACAUGAUCAUCGAAAUGAAACUGUUCCGGGAUUUAUCAACUUCAAAUAUGUCUGGGUCUGGAAACUUGUAAUGCUGAGCUGUGAGAAGCAAGUAGUGAAUUCUCUGUAAUGCACAGCCAAGCAUGAGAAAUCUUUGCGCUGCUUAGUGUUACGCUUUCCGCAUGACAAAGUGCGUUUUGCAUGACAAGCAAGAAGGUCUCUUCUUGGACACGCAUCACAAACUCUUCCGUCAUGCCAAGCAAGCAUGACAAACCUUGCAUCCAUCCCGACCCAGACAUAUUUGCAAUGCAUAGGAUUUUCUGGAGUCCAAAUACGGGGCGUACGGCUAUGAAGGGAUGGAGCGGAUUAUCCUGAGGCAAAACGAUCCCACCCCAUAGUCAAGAUGGGAAAUCUGCUACACAAAUCCCUAAGCUUUGGCUGUCGCGCAUGACAAAUUUGGGCUUGCAAUGUACUUUCGUGUUUAGCUUGUGCAGCAGCGUACCAGAUCCAGUUUGUCAUGCUGAUUCGAGCAUGACAAAUCUCACAGCACCACCGGGAAACGCCUCUCAUCCUCAUGGGUCUCCGCAAGAGAAACACUUCAAGCAUGCAGAUUUGCAUUACAACUCUGGGGUGGGGACGUUUUCGCACAGGAUACGGAUCUUCAAAAUGAUGGACACGAACAGCUCUGUAUCAAAUGCAAAUAUGUCUGGGUCUGGAAGGAUGCAACUUGUGAUGCUGCCUUUGGACUCUACAUAAAAUCUGUAUUGCGUGAACAGCACAAGAGGUGUAAUUUGUGCUACGCGUAUGGCGGACGCAGAAACUUUUCUUCAAGAAACUUUUUUUUUUUACCCAUGACCUCGGCCUGUGCAUGAUAGGCCUUGCAACUUUAUAUAACGGGUUUACGAAGGGAGUAGCAAGCCCUGCCACGGCUCAUGCCAAGCCAAUCGCGUAAGCACUUGCGAAGACGCUUCAGCAGCAACAGGUGCUGCGGGCUUUUGGUGUUCCGCUAGUCUUGGUCCCGUGUCCCUUUCAUUCCCGCACGCCAGCGCCCGUCUUAAUCGGGCUUGAUGCUACCGGGGCACGCGCCUUCUUGCGCAGCACACGCUGUGCGGAGGCCACCUUCUGUGUUUCACCGAAGGAGCUGACAAGUGCGCCGCCUGAGGUCGCCAUCCCCCUUCGAACGUAUUCUGGCGACCCUUAGGGAGGGUAAAAUACGGCCCAAAUAGCGUUCUCAAGUGCGGGAAGGCUUCUGCGCCGUUUCCGGAAGCAACGUCGCGGAGAAGGGCGCUGCCGGCCCUUGGCCAAUCUGCCAGAACCCAGCGCGACGCCGGCGACCGUGCGCAUAGACAAACCAACCCGCACGAACGGCGCCUCUUGCGCAGAGUUGCCUCGUAGCUCGAAGAUGUCCGACCUCGUCUUGAGGAGACACGCCGAAAACACCAGAGGGGGGCCCCUCGGAGGGGGGUUGGGGGGGUGGGUUGCGCGACCCCCCCUGCGUCCAUCAUACCAUGCGGGCUAGCAAAAAAAGGGGGUCCCGAAGGGGGGGGGGUUUACUCCCCCCCUCCGGGGCCCCUCGAGCCGGCAUUUUUGCGCUGCCCAAAAGGAUUUCCCGUUGUCUGCGUUGCCGCCAGGCCGGGCGAAAGACCUGGGGGCUUAGGGCAGUGUGGGGAAGCCCGGCGGAAGAAAGCCCACUGCGCGCGGGGCUCUGCGAGGUUUUUCUCGUUCUAAGCUAGAGCGCCUCCACGCCGCUAAACCUCGGCGGGGCCCCGCAGAACAGCAGCAGAGAAGAUUCAAAGCAACGCCCGUCCUUUCCUCUGUUUCGGGGGUAGUGAGGUGAUGCGCCCAAGCCAUGACAGCCCGUCGGCACCUCUCACACUGCUAACGCGUAGCUUUGGUGGCACGAGGAGCCGGCGAUAGUGCCUGCUCUCACAGUAGCCAUCACCCCCUGCGGCAGGACCCUCGCCGCACGCACAGACCCUGAGAGGCCGCUUUCCAAUUGGUCGCCGAAUGCCUGAGCGGCUCAGACUGUUCGUCCUGGGUUCUCUUUCUAAGCCGGAGUCAAGGAAUGGCUGCGCUAGCGGUUAAGCCGUCCUAUCAAGAGGGGGCCGGCGGCAGGCGAGCAAAAAUCGACGGUAGGGCCCGCGCUUGGUAUUAGGAUGCACAGCUAUGGGCAAAAAAAAAAGUUUUUUGAAAAAAAGUUUCUGCGUCCGCCAUAACGUGGAGAGGAGAUUUCUCAAGCGUUAUGAGCAUCAGAAAGCCCUCGCAAAAUCUCUGAUGCUGGGGCAUGCAUCACAGACCUCAUGGGUCAUGCAAAAUCUGCAUGACAAACAACUGCACUCGCCCAGACCCAGACAUUUUUGCAAUCCAUAGUCCGACCGGUUGGGCGUUUCCGCGUUUACCGCGGCCUUGCAAUCGACUCUGAAGUACCCCGACGAUGGCUCGAUUUCCUUCAACGCACAGAGAAGACGGGUGAAUCUGUUUCUCAUCAUGGAUUUGGACGGAAUGGGGAGCUUGGAUCGGUACAGAGUUGUACUACAGUUUUGUUUCAGUAUCUUGUUGUGAUCAUGUAGUUGUCAUUCUGCAACGCAAAUCGCUUUUCGUUUGCGUUUCCCGCAUGACAAAUUCAUCUAGCCUCGAUGAUUAAAAAAAAGGUACGAAUUCUGCCGUGGUUUGACCCAGCAGCUGGACGCCGGAGUGAAUCUGGACGAGAAAUUAUUGCAAUGAAAAAUGCCCCCACCCCGGAACUUGGGAGCAUUUGUAUUGCAAACCUUUCCAAAGGAAACACUCGCCCUCUUGCAUGUAUCAGCGUCGCAGAUUUUCAAUCGUGAAUAGCAAAAAUUUGUAUUGCAAAAGAUCCCAGCAAGAGCGGCGCUUGUCAUGCAAGCGGCGCUUUAUACGACAAGACUCUGCAUCAUGAGAAAGAUUCAUAGUGCUUUCAUGCAUGGCAAAAAGUUUUCAUUUGGAAACUUCGCGUCACAAACUACUGCAAAAUUCGGGGUGGGGGCAUUUUUCACUGUGAUAGAAAUUCACCCGCCGCCUCCAGCGGUGGGGUAACGAGAAAUCGAAGUGGGUUUUGCUGGCGAAGGGGGCGAAAAAUUUGAAAAAACCACCGCGGAAAACGUGGCACGAUUCUUUGUCCAUCGUGAAGCCCGAGAACCUAUUGAGAGGAAAAAUCCCCCUUCCCCAUAUUGAAGAGGCAUCUUUUCGAAAAUUGAUGUUGCUGAUUUGAGGUCACAAAUCACAUUUGUUUUGCAAGAAGACCAGGGCAGAAGCUUCCGCCCCAUUACGGAAGCGAUUUGUCAUGCUGUUGGGCCUAAAGGGGAGCCGUUUGCCAUGCUGAGCAACUAGACGCAUACGCCCCUACCUAGCCUGGCGAUCUGGCCGCAGUGCUUCCCUGCAAUACAAAUCUGAUUUGUGUACGCAAAUCCAGCAUCACAGAUCUCUUUUUCGAUAUGGGGAGGGGGGAUUUUUCCUUUUGAUAGAACCCGGUGUCCUAUCUAGCAAACGUCGGACUGUCCGGGGGAAACUCCACGUCGGUGCAGGCGAACAGCGAGGAAUUAGCCCGGGCGCAACGGUAUCAAAUGCAAAUAUGUCUUGGUCUGGAACAAACUUGUGAUGCAAGGACGGGAAUAGUGAGCACACUGUAAUACGCUACACAGCAUGACAAGUUUUUCCGUGGUUCAGAGUUGCGCACCGCGCAUGAGAAACUGCGUUUUUGCAUGACAGACGCGAGGACCUCCUCGCGGGCACGCAAUACAGAGUUCAGAGUCAUGCCAGACUAACAUGACAAAUCUCGCAAUCUCCCAGACCCAGACAUAUUUGCAGUUCAUAAAAGGGCGAACGCGUUUAUCAACGUGAGGAAGAAGCUAGAGCCGAUCUAUUCCCGGCCGGGCACGAUGGGAAACAGCUAUGCAUUGCAAAUAUGUCUGGGUCUGGAUGGUUGCAACUUGUGAUGCUGCCUUUGGAUUCUACACAGAAUCUGUCUUGCAUGAUCAGCAAAAGAGGCCCAUUUUUUGCUACCCGGAGAGGGCUCUCAUGCAGUAUAGGCAUCAGAAAGCCCUCAAAAAAUUUGUGAUGUUAGGGCAUGCAUCACAGACACCAUGGGGCACGCAAAAUGUGCAUGACAAGCGCUGCACUCUUCCAGACCCAGACACAUUUGCAUUUGAUAACAGCGGGUGCGCGACCAGUUUCGGGCCCCCAAGACCGACUACCAGUCCGGAUCUGUCGCAGCUGUUUAACAUCCUAUAUCAAAAGGAAAAAUCCCCCCUCCCCAUAUCGAAAAGGCAUCCGUUCGAAAAUCUGUGAUGCUGAUUUGUGGCCACAAAUCAGGUCUGUCUUGCACGAGAGCAACGCCAGAGCUUUCGCCGCUUUACGCAGGCGAUUUGUAAUGCUGCUGCACCAACAGGGCAGACGUCUGCCAUGCUGAGCGCCCACCUCUAGCCAGCCCCUUCCAGGCUUUUUAUCUGCCUGCACUCCUAUACUGCAAGACAAAGCUGAAGCUGAUUUGUGUACACAAAUCCCGCAACACAGAUUGCCACUUUGAUAUGGGGAGGGGGGUUUUUUUCUUUCGAUAUCCUGCCCAAAUCGAGCAAGGAUUCCUCCGGGGACAGUAACCGCGGCGUUUUGUCCGCACUAAUGAACGCUUCGAAACCAAAAAUGAGUGAGAAAUCUUUCCUAGCGGAUGAGCACAGCCUCUAUGCAUUGCAAAUAUACCUGGGAGGUCGGGAGGAAUGCAAGUUUGUCAUGCUCGGCUGGUAUGACUCUUAACUCUGUGAUGCAUGAGCAGGAAAAAAGCCUGCCCCUCGCCUGUCAACAUGCAAAAACGCAGUUCUUUGUCAUGCGCAAAGCGAAACACAUAGCAGCUCGACAACUUGUCAUGCUUGGCCGCGUAUUGCAGUGCUUACCCAUCAAUCACAACUUUGCAUCACAACUUUCCAGACAUCCUGGGCUAUUUGCAGUGCAUAGCCUCAUGCCGGCAACUACGGGGGAUGCGGAGGAUGAUGAUGAAGUGUCGGACAUGCUUAUCAAAUGCAAAAAUGUCUGGGUCUGGAAGAUUUGUAGACUUGUCAUGCAUAUUUUCCAGAAGCCACGAUGUCUGUGAUGCAUGCCGUAGCAUCACAGAUGUGUAUCGGGCUUUGUGAUACCUCUACCGCAUGAGAAAUACCCUCUCCACGUAGGACAAACCCGACCCCUCUUGCUGGUCAUGCAAUACAAUUUUUUUUAGAAUCCACAGACAGCAUCACAAGUUGUGAGCUUCCAGACCCAGACAUUUUUGCAUUUGAUAAUGCUGAAAAACCUGCAAAAGCGGUUUUUGCAACAGGAGCACGUGCGGGAAGAGCGGAAAUCACGGGCCUUGUCCGAAACGGUUGACUUUGCGGAAAUGAUGUGCAGGAUAUGCAAUGCAAAAGCAUCGUACUAGUAUAAAUUGCAUUACAAAUUAGCCAGCAUUACAAAUUGAAUUUGUAAUGCUGAUUUGCCUUGAGAAAGAGAUUAGUAAAUGCAUGGCUGCGAUUACUACGAGUGCGAUACUUUUGCAGUGCAUACAGGAGUGCGAACAGCAACGCGAUCGCGCAGAUGAGCAGCGUCGCGAACUUUGGAGUACAGAUUUCGUCGUGAGGAGAUCAAGGGGGUACUAGGGGGAAGAGUGGUCUUUCUCACAGUGUAGUGAUGAAGAUAUGGGUAAUAUCAACAAUGCCAAGAAUGCGAAAAAAAAUGAAAACUGUCAUAACCAAGCAGAAGAAUUCCUAUGUGAACAAAAGGAAAAGCGAAACGAAGUGAAGUACUCAUCGAUUUUUCGUUUAUCAAUUUCUUAACUCAUUACGUUUAAAUUUAAUGCCACUUGCUGUCAUUCUUAAACCUUGUUUGUAUAAUGGCUAGAACUUCUUUCAUCUGAUCUCUAGUGCAAGACUUCAGUUGUGCCAGACCACGUAUCAUCUAAAAUUGAACCUAAUGCUUACUACCCUCGAACAAGAUCCAGCCGCGAAAGCAACUAAUGUCUAUUAAUACCACUUUAGGAGAAUAUUGGAAAUCGAAUGAACCUGCCACAAAGUCGUGAUCUAGUACUUUGUGCACUGGGGCGCUAGCGAGAAGUCCCUCACAUAGGAGUGCACGAGGACGAGUAACGUGCAAUCGUGGUUGAGGCUUUAUCGCUUCGGUCACGCUUUCUUGACCGAAUCUGAAAUGAAUUAUGUACAGGCCUCUCCCACCUAUUGAAAUUGAAGAGAAUCGGACGAUGAACAAAUGCACGAUGGCGCGAC
Amoebophrya sp. A120 is the source of this 12063-nucleotide messenger RNA. The record is from the annotation of a GenBank genome assembly. Lineage: Eukaryota; Dinophyceae; Syndiniales; Amoebophryaceae.